CCUUGUCUUCACUCUGGUCUUGCAGCUCAUCAUGUGGAAUAACAGCAGUGAACUUAACACCACCUCCACGCUUGAAAGUGCUCCAGCCAUCCAACAGGCCCUGAAAUGGACUUUAGCAGUCAUGCUCACACUGGUGAUUUUCUCUCUGGGCUGCUCGGUGAAGGUGAUGAAGGUAUGGUUCAACUUGAAGCACCCGUGUGGUAUCUUAGUCGGGUUGGUGUGCCAGCUAGUCGUGAUGCCCCUCACCUCGUACCUGCUAGCUCGAACAUUCUCUGUUUCACCAGUGCAGGCCGUCGCCAUCAUUGUCAUCGGAUCUUGUCCUGGAGGAACCAUCUCUAACAUCCUCACGUACUGGCUGGAUGGAGAUAUGGACCUCAGCAUCACCCUGACCAGCGUGUCCACCCUGCUGGGACUGGGCACCAUGCCUCUAAACAUCUAUCUCUAUUCUCGUACAUGGGUGAAUGCAGGAGGGUUGAAGAUCCCUUAUUUGAACAUAGGUCUGGCGUGUAUCAGUCUGAUCGUCCCUGUGAGCUGCGGCGUUUUCGUUAAUUACAAGUGGCCAAAAGUGGCACGAAUAUUACUGAAGGUAGGCUCAGUAUUCGGAGGUUUGGUGAUGUUAGGUGUCGGUAUUGCCAGUGUUUUAUUUUAUAAUGGCCUGUGGAACACCGACACUUCCAUCCUGAUCACCGGCAGUGUGUUUCCUGCGAUCGGCUACACCACAGGCUUCAUCAUCUCCGUUCUGGUGCGCCAGUCCUGGAAACGAGGAAGGACGAUUGCGAUGGAGACCGGAGCGCAGAACAUGCAGAUCUGUGGUACGGUCCUGCAGCUUUUCUUCCCUCCACAUCAGCUGUCACAGGUCAUCACACUUCCUUUGAUGUACAGCUGUUUCCAGCUGCUGGCAGGUCUGCUUCUGGUCAUAGCUUUUCAGAUUUACAAAUGGACAUCAUCCAAAAUGUAUGUCGUGACCUCUGAGGAAAAAGGGCCACCUGAAGAUCCAGGUCCUGGAGGAGAAAUCAACACCGCCUUCGAAAGCAACUCUGAGCAACCUCACGUAUCAGCUUCACCUUUUUAAAAACCUCUCCACGGUGGAGAGACGCGAUUCAGCGAUGUAGCUUGCAUGAACUGUACCAUUUCUCUGUGUGUAUGUGUGUGUUUAAUAUUUGAUCAACACUGUGAAACUUUUCUAGCAUUGACCCAGUUUUCAGCAGGUAUUUGGGUCUGGAUCUUGCAAUGUUCACAAUGACCUCAAUUUUUAAAAUUUUUUCUUUUUUUAAGUAACAUGUUACUUUAGCCUGUAGAUGGUUUAUUAUCUCUCUGUUUUUUAUUUAACUCACACCUGCUGGUGCUAUUAUCAUAUAUUUUAGUAAAAAAUCAUUAAAAAGUAAUGUUCUAAUUGGUUUACAAAAUA
Molecule: messenger RNA, 1408 nt
Organism: Silurus meridionalis
Lineage: Eukaryota; Metazoa; Chordata; Actinopteri; Siluriformes; Siluridae
Product: solute carrier family 10 member 6-like
Exons: 6
Coding region: 32-1072 (346 amino acids)
Biological process (GO): bile acid and bile salt transport
Cellular component (GO): membrane
Molecular function (GO): bile acid:sodium symporter activity
Source: RefSeq, a predicted model, not a curated record